Rotaria sp. Silwood1 is the source of this 891-nucleotide messenger RNA. The record is from the annotation of a GenBank genome assembly. Lineage: Eukaryota; Metazoa; Rotifera; Eurotatoria; Philodinida; Philodinidae.
AUGUUAACAGUUCAACGAUGGUUAAAAAAAUAUGUUCGUGAUGUAUUAGAUGAAUCAGAUGAAAUUUUACAUGUUAAAUAUCACUUGAUUUAUAGUGUUGGUGGUCAGCAACAAGUUGAUGGAGGUGCAAAACGUUGGAAAACUAUUCAAACAAUUCUUGAAUUAGUUAAAAAACAUGCUGUCAAUAUUUCAAAAUGUUUCUAUGUAAAUGUUUGUUACAAACCAUCUGAACGAGAAAGUACAUUUCCACAAUUUCGUUUACAAUCAUAUGAACCAUUUCCAUUACUUUAUAAACUAAUUAUAUUAUCAUUUAUUUUAGAAGCACAUUCUUCUGUUGAAUAUCUCGUUCAUAAAUUUCCACGUCUUGAUCUUCAAUUAUUUCUCAUCAUUCGUGAUUUAUUAUCAUCCGAAGUUUUAUUAGUUGCUUUUACAAACAGAUAUCGAGUUAAUUAUGGUGUCAACCCAAGUUCUUCUUUUAAUCGUUUAAUGGCUGUACCAUUUCGUGCAAAAGAUGUUGUAACUGAUAGAACCGGAUUCAGUCAUCCAGAUGUUGCCUUAGUAUUAACACAACUUUCAUAUUACUAUUCAGGUUUAAAUGAAGAAGAAACUGAUCCUGCAUCGAUUUAUGAUCAAUGGAUUUUAUAUGAAGAUGAAAAAUAUAUACCAAAAAGUAUCAAACAAUGGAAUGAAGUUAAUUUAAAAGAUUAUCAACAACAAUUUGAUUAUCUCUUUCCAACUUUUCGACAUAGUAUGUUAGUUAUUAAUUAUUUUCUUGAUUACUUUGUAUUUCCUCGUGAAGCAAAACAAUUUCCACAUAAAUUAGUUGCCUCUGUUGGGAAUUUAUCUUCAUCUUUACGAUCAGAAAUAAUCACUGGAUUUAGUGGAACGAAU